AUGGCUUCCCGUACCAUCCCCCGUGCCUUCCGCAUGGCCCGCGUGGCCGCCCCUCGCUCCGUCGUCACUGCCGCCCUUCCCCGGCCUUCUCUGGCCAAGGUCGUCCCCCGUGUCGCCCAGGUCGCCCCCGUCCGUGGUGUCAAGACCAUUGACUUUGCCGGUGUCAAGGAGGAUGUCUACGAGCGUGCCGAUUGGCCCCGUGAGAAGCUCCACGAGUUCUUCAAGAACGACACCCUGGCCCUCAUCGGCUACGGCUCCCAGGGUCACGGCCAGGGUCUCAACCUCCGUGACCAGGGCCUGAACGUUAUCGUCGGUGUCCGCAAGGAUGGUACUUCCUGGAAGGAGGCCAUCCAGGAUGGCUGGGUCCCCGGCAAGAACCUGUUCGAUGUCAACUCCGCCAUUGAGAAGGGUACCAUCAUCAUGAACCUCCUCUCCGAUGCCGCCCAGUCCGAGACCUGGCCCGCGAUCAAGCCCCUCCUCACCAAGGGCAAGACCCUCUACUUCUCCCACGGUUUCUCCCCCGUCUUCAAGGACCUCACCAAGGUCGAUGUCCCCACUGACGUCGACGUCAUCCUCGUUGCCCCCAAGGGCUCCGGCCGUACCGUCCGCUCUCUCUACCGUGAGGGCCGUGGUAUCAACUCCUCCAUUGCCGUCUUCCAGGACGUCACCGGCCAGGCCAAGGAGAAGGCCAUCGCCAUGGGUGUUGCUGUCGGCUCCGGAUACCUCUACGAGACCACCUUUGAGAAGGAGGUCUACUCCGACCUCUACGGUGAACGUGGCUGCCUGAUGGGCGGUAUCCACGGUAUGUUCCUCGCCCAGUACGAGGUUCUCCGCGAGCGCGGUCACUCCCCCUCCGAGGCCUUCAACGAGACCGUUGAGGAGGCCACCCAGUCCCUGUACCCCCUCAUCGGUGGCAACGGUAUGGACUGGAUGUACGCUGCCUGCUCCACCACCGCCCGCCGCGGUGCCAUCGACUGGUCCAGCCGCUUCAAGGACAACCUGAAGCCCCUCUUCAACGAGCUCUACGACAGCGUCCGUGACGGCACUGAGACCCAGCGCUCCCUCGACUACAACGGCCAGAAGGAUUACCGUGAGAAGUACGAGAAGGAGAUGCAGGAGAUCCGUGAUCUUGAGAUCUGGCGCGCCGGCAAGGCUGUCCGCUCCCUCCGCCCCGAGAACCAGAAAUAA
Messenger RNA from Penicillium atrosanguineum, 1188 nucleotides. RefSeq names its product Ketol-acid reductoisomerase. Gene Ontology annotation, cellular component: mitochondrion. Bases 1 to 1188 code for a protein of 395 amino acids. Gene Ontology annotation, biological process: L-valine biosynthetic process. The transcript has a single exon. Gene Ontology annotation, molecular function: ketol-acid reductoisomerase activity. Lineage: Eukaryota; Fungi; Ascomycota; Eurotiomycetes; Eurotiales; Aspergillaceae. The record is from RefSeq and is a predicted model, not a curated record.